Molecule: messenger RNA, 267 nt
Organism: Rotaria sp. Silwood1
Lineage: Eukaryota; Metazoa; Rotifera; Eurotatoria; Philodinida; Philodinidae
Source: the annotation of a GenBank genome assembly
AUGGUAAUGAAUAUUGCUAGUGGAAUGAGAAAAAUACAUGAACAUCGAAUGAUACAUAGAGAUAUUCGACCUGAUAAUAUUCUUGUAAAUGAAAAUUAUGUAGCUGAAAUUGGUGAUAUGGGAAUAGCACGUGUUAUUGAUCCUUUAAAUCAUCAUACACAAAUUGGAUGUGCAUCAUAUAUGCCACCAGAAUUCUAUCAUGGUACUUAUGAUCAAAAGCUCGAUAUUUUUACAUUUGGUUUAACAUUAAAUGAACUUUUUACUUAA